Molecule: messenger RNA, 3184 nt
Organism: Amaranthus tricolor (Joseph's coat)
Lineage: Eukaryota; Viridiplantae; Streptophyta; Magnoliopsida; Caryophyllales; Amaranthaceae
Product: F-box protein At4g09920-like
Exons: 3
Coding region: 1687-2922 (411 amino acids)
Molecular function (GO): protein binding
Source: RefSeq, a predicted model, not a curated record
UUCACCUAUUAUUGUAUUUUUCUCAUAUAUAUAUUUAUGUUAAUAAAAAAUUUUAUUAUUGUAUAGUUGUCUUUCGUAUAUUAUUCUUUCAAUUAUUUGAAAACUUUUUUGUUGAUUAUUGGUUCUAUUAUCUAAGUAAAGGAUACAAAACUUAUAAAUUCAAAGAAUGGUUUAUUGGUUAUACAAAAAGUUAUUGAUACAUGGAUUUAAUCAAUUCGACUCUAUUACAAGUAGUAGUAUUUCUGUAUUUGAUAGUUUUGUAAAUCCUUUCUCUUGUCAGUAGUGACUAGGAGUGUUUAAUAGGUUGGAUAAAAGUUGAGUUGGGCUGGAUAAGGACCUUUUAAACUUAAACUUAAUAUAGGCCCAAUUAGGCCCGUUUUUAUUACUUAAAAUUAUUAUAAUUUCCAUUGAUUAAUUUAUAAUAAUCAAAUUUUUAUUUAUAAUAAUUAAAUUGUAGAAAUGCUAAUAAUCCUCAUUGACAUUAUUAUUUAUAAUAAUUAAAUUAUUCAUCCAAUAUGCUAUUUAUAAGCCCAUUUUCGAUCCUUAUUAAACCCUUUUAUAGUCCACUUCAUUUUUAUUAUAGUAGAGUUUGUUUUCAACCCGACCCAUUUUCAAUCUGGCUCUUACAAAACCCUUCUAAAAACAGGCCAAAUAAGGACUUAAAAUGGGAGCCGGGCCAUGAACGCACCUCAUUGUAGCUCUUACGUAAUCCAAUAUCUCAAACGAAUAUUGGAAGUAGUAAACGGAAGUUGCAUGAGAAUUACCUGGUUAGUACUUAGUUGUGACUUAGAGAUCACAUAAUUGAUCUCGAUAGUGGUGGUUUAUAAUUACUUCUAAUUUGACUCUAGUAGGAUCACAUCCAACCAGAUCAUCAUAAUUCAUAAUUGUCUGUUAUAGUUAUUUGAUAGUGGUGGUUCAAACAUAUUAUGUGUAAACUUUGUUUUUUUUAAGGAUUAUUGAAAUAGUGUCUGUCUCCUAAUACCAAAACUCAUCAACAAUUCUCUCUAAAUUCAUCUAAAUUAAUUCUCCAAAAUUCAUCUCAAUUCCUCAAAUUCUCAGGUUAUCUUGUUCCUUUCAUAUUGUUUUAGUGUAUUGGAGAACUUUUUUGUUCUCGUAUAAUAAUUUUUUAAAACCCAUUUUAUUGUUUUAUAUUGCUCUUUGGGGAAAUUGUUAGAGUAUAUAACAUAUCUUGGGGCCUCAACCAUCAGCUUAAGCUUUUGGUUGAGUUGGUUCCUUGACAGAAAUACAUGUAUGUUUUUUAACAAAUAAAUCAAUAGAAAUAUUAGGUUGUGUAUUUUCUUUCCAGCCAAAUAAACAUUAUGCCAAUUAUUUGGAAGCAUUUUUGUUGAUUCUUGGUUUAAUUAUCAAGCUUAUUAUUUUGGUUAAUUCUUUUCUUUUUCAUGACACACUAAAUUCAGUUUUAACAAAAGUCAAACAAACAAAUAUUAUUCAAAUUAUAAAUGAUGUGAUUGGGAGAAUCUGGGUGUCAGUUUGGGUCCGAGUUAAUUAUAUUGAAAUCUUCGGGUUAGAAUUUUGAAAAAAGACAUGGCAAAUGGUCAGCCCAAUUUUUGAUAACACUGUUAGAUUUUGAUUUUUAAGUUAACCUUCAAUCACAUUUUUAUUUAGUGGACGCCCAAAGUUGCGCUUGGGCCUUUUAAAUUUUGUCUCGUGUCACAUUUUUUGCAGAUGAAUAAGAAGAAGAAAGUAGAACAAAUGGACUUAAUUAGUAAUCUACCGGACCAUUUAAUCGUACGUAUAAUCUCUUUGCUUCCAACACAUGAAGCAGUUAGAACUUGCAUUUUGUCUAUGAGAUGGAAGUAUCUUUGGAAAGGCAUUGACAGCAUCAGUUUGAUGGGUUAUGAAUCUGACCCUGCUAAAUUUAGAUUUCUUGUGGAACACAUACUCAUUAACUGUAACACCACAAACUUACUCUCAUUUGUGCUCUUCUGUCCAUCAAGAAUAAGCUUAUCUCGUCUUAAUUCAUGGAUUCGCAAAGCGAUUGGAACCAAAAUCGAAAAACUUACACUCAGUGUAGACACACUUUUUCCUGGUUUACCUGCACUCUCUGUGCUACCACAAUGCGUCCUUGCUUCCAACACAUUAGUAUCUCUCAAGCUCGAUUCAUUUUUUGAUAUCAGCGUACCUGACUCAAUACUUUGUUUUCCUUAUCUCAAGUCACUUGAGCUCGAUCUUUUACUUCCUGAUCAAUGUAAUGUUAUGCAUCGGCUUCUGUCAUCUAGCCCUGUAUUAGAACAGCUGUUUGUGAAUGGCCAUCUCGAUUCUGCUGAUUCCACAAAUUUUGAUAUAUGUGUUCGUAGUCCACUAAAAUUGUCUCUUCAUUUGGAAUAUCAAGGCGAUGGUGAUGAUGAAGAUGAUACAAGUGAGUAUGUUAUUACGAUUGAUACACCUAGGCUCCGUUACUUAUCCAUCAUGGAUGACUCGUUGUCUCAAUACGUGGUGAAGAACUUAGUGCGUGUACAUAAGGCGGAAAUCAUGUAUCAAACUGUCUGUCUUGAAGCUUUAGAGCCUAAGCAUGUUAAUAGUCUCUUUGAACUUUUGAAGGGGGUUUCUGCUGCUGAGGUUCUUGCAUUACAUUCCUUCACUUCAGAUGACGCAAUGAAUAUCAGGGAUGAUGAUGACGAGCGUCCCCGAUUCCAAUGGAGUCCACCAGAAACUGUGCCUGUUUGUUUGUUGGAACACAUACAGUUGAUUGCAAUUAAAUGCUUUGUAGGACAAGAAGAUGAACUACAAGCUGUCGAGUAUUUACUAAAUAAUGGUCGAGUGUUGAACCGUAUGUUGAUUGGUUUCGAUCGUAAUCCAGUCAAUGAAGAUGUGGUGAAGAAGGUGUUGAUGUUUCAUAGAGCUUCGAAGCUCAGCCAAGUUGAAGUUUAUAAUCAUGUCAUUUGUAAGACAAAUCGCUAGAACAAUAACCUAAAUAAUAUUAUGGUAUAUGGAAUUUGAGACCAUUAUGUAUCCGUAAGACAUUGGAUGUUGUGGUGUGUGAUGUAGCCUGUUGCCUAGAGGUGAGAGAGCACGAGUCACUUAAUGGGAGAGUAAUGAAAUGGUUGUGGGGCCAAAGUUGUGCUUGAUAGAAUGGUGAACAGUUCAUCAAGUAGAUAAAUCAGGUGAAUUCUCAAAAUUCAAGAAAUUAAACAUCCUUGUGCUUAUACAAAAACUGCAUACU